CCAUCCUCCUCUUCUUAAAACAGUGCAAAACUCGGACCCACUCCCUACGACAAAACAAAUAAGUAAGUAACAGUGAGCAAAGCCAAAAACCAAAAAUAUUCAAAGAUUUUUCAAAGUCACUUUCUCUCUUUAUAAAUACGCUCUUCUUCUCUCACUCUUCCCCUCAUUUUCUUUCAUCCUUCUUUUCUCUGAUCCUCUGAGCUUAAUAGAAAAGAAAAAAUCAGUUUCUUUCCCGCCAAAAUUCCGACACCUUUCUGAUUUAUACUCUCAGUGCUGCUGCCCCGCCCCUCUUUUUCCUUUUUUCUUUUCUUUUUCUUUUCCUACUUUCUUUAUAAAAUCCUCAGUUACCUCAUAUCCAAAGCUAACGAAACACAGUUAACAACUUUCUUUCUUUCGUUUUUUCUUUCUUUCUUUCUUCUUCUUCUUCUUCUUCUUCAUUUCUCAGUUCAGGAAAAGCUACUCUACUGAACUGAACUGAAUUGAUUGAUGAUCCCGUUUACGCGUUUUUAGCCUCUGUUUAUAUUCUGUUGACGACCCACUUCAUCUUCUUCUACCCGCUCUUUUGCUCUGUACUUAUUCACUGUGCAAAUACUCCAUGUCCGUACAAUCAACCCCCCAUAGCCGAAGAAGAAGAGUGGUCAGAAUCAUGUUCAGCGACCCCUAUGCUACUGAUUCCUCUAGUGAUGAUGAUCAGCAUGAUCGUGAUGAUGAUCAGCAUGAUCAUGAUGAAGAUAUACAAACAGAAAAUCAACGACAACUCAAACGAAAGGGACCGAAGAAGCAUGUGACCCAACUUACCUUUGAUUCAAUACCCUCGGUCUCAACAACAGUACCCUCUCAUGAUGAAUACAAACACCGAGAAAUCUUAACCAGAAGGAGACCUCCAACAGCUCCGGGCUCUGACGUCGCUCACCGGAAGAAGAAGUUCCGAGGCGUUCGCCAGAGACCUUGGGGGAGAUGGGCUGCCGAGAUUCGUGACCCGGCCCGACGCAAACGGGUUUGGCUCGGCACCUUUGAUACUGCUGAAGAAGCUGCUACUGUCUACGACAGAGCUGCAGUGAAGCUAAAAGGUGUUAACGCCGUUACCAACUUUCCUAACACCGUCAUCACGGAAAAGGUUCUAUUAAGAGACAAUAGCAGUAAUAUCUGUGAUUCCUCCUCCUGCGACUCUCCACCAAGCGCUGUUACGUCCUCGCCGACGUCAGUUCUUCGUUUUGAUGAGUUAACGCCGUUUGAUUGUUUCGGUUACGACACGUUUGGAUUAGAGGAGCUUCCGAUGCCGUUACAUCCAGCCGAUUUUAUUUUGUCGGGCAAACAAUUCAGCGGCGAGGAAUUCGUUGACCUCGACGAUUUCUUAGUCGACGUUAUAUCAUAAUUAUUAUUAUCAAAAGACCCACAUGUCUUCCGUCUAGUAAUUUUUGACAAGUUUGGUGGGUGUUUGGUAAUUUGGCCUUCCAAUGUGAUGAGUUAGCGCUAUACUAUUCGUUGUAGUGGGGUAAGGGCCAAGUUUAACUGAAUUACGGAAUUACCCUCGCGGUGGAUGGUUUGAUUAGUCAAACUACGGAGUGCAAAUUAAAGUGGAGUAUUAUCCGAUUAUGGAAGAUUAUCUUAUGUGGCGAUUUUGUCACCCUCGUGUAAUUAACAAAAUUGUUAAUUAUUGAAAUUAAUUUGUAA
Messenger RNA from Ricinus communis (castor bean), 1674 nucleotides. RefSeq names its product pathogenesis-related genes transcriptional activator PTI6. The coding region runs from base 596 to 1375 and encodes 259 amino acids. The transcript has a single exon. Lineage: Eukaryota; Viridiplantae; Streptophyta; Magnoliopsida; Malpighiales; Euphorbiaceae. Gene Ontology annotation, biological process: regulation of DNA-templated transcription. The record is from RefSeq and is a predicted model, not a curated record. Gene Ontology annotation, molecular function: DNA-binding transcription factor activity; DNA binding.